Messenger RNA from Lepisosteus oculatus (spotted gar), 658 nucleotides. The record is from RefSeq and is a predicted model, not a curated record. NCBI's taxonomy places the organism in Eukaryota, Metazoa, Chordata, Actinopteri, Semionotiformes, Lepisosteidae.
CCUGAACUUUGAUCUUCUUUUAGGUGUGUCCACGAAGAUCUGAGGAGCUGGCUGGAGAUCCUCGAAGCCCCUGCCUGUCGUGAUGAGGGAGUGCAUUUCUGUCCACAUAGGCCAAGCAGGUGUGCAGAUGGGAAAUGCAUGCUGGGAGCUCUACUGCCUGGAACAUGGAAUCACCCCUGAUGGGACCAUGUGCACUGUGAGCCAGGCUGAUCUGGUGGACUCCUCCUUUGGCACCUUCUUCAGCGAGACAGGAGCUGGGAAGCACGUGCCCAGAGCCGCCUUCAUAGACCUGGAGCCAACAGUUGUGGAUGAGAUCCGACUAGGAAAGUACCGCCAGCUGUACCACCCUGAGCAGCUCAUCAGUGGGAAGGAAGAUGCUGCCAACAACUACGCCCGAGGACACUACACCAUCGGCAAGGAGAUCAUCGAUUCAGUCCUGGACCGCAUUCGGAAAAUGGCAACCUGGAGCCGCCUGGACCACAAGUUUGACCUGAUGUACGCCAAGAGGGCCUUCGUCCACUGGUACGUGGGAGAGGGGAUGGAGGAGGGCGAGUUCUCUGAAGCCAGAGAAGACUUGGCUGCCUUGGAGAAGGACUAUGAGGAAGUAGGAGCUGAUUCUGCAGAAGGCUUGUGUGAAGAAGAUGAGGAUGAGUACUAA